Messenger RNA from Centruroides sculpturatus (bark scorpion), 3158 nucleotides. RefSeq lists its product as uncharacterized. Gene Ontology annotation, cellular component: aryl hydrocarbon receptor complex; nucleus. Lineage: Eukaryota; Metazoa; Arthropoda; Arachnida; Scorpiones; Buthidae. The coding region runs from base 100 to 1779 and encodes 559 amino acids. The record is from RefSeq and is a predicted model, not a curated record. Gene Ontology annotation, biological process: regulation of transcription by RNA polymerase II. Gene Ontology annotation, molecular function: RNA polymerase II cis-regulatory region sequence-specific DNA binding; DNA-binding transcription factor activity, RNA polymerase II-specific. The transcript has 7 exons.
AAACUUUAUUAACCCAAUAAUUUAUUUCAGUAAUAUAAUUAUGAAAUUAAUGCUUAAUAUAACAAAAUUAACAAUAUAUUUUUUCUCCCACAGAUUGAGAUGAUAGGGCAUUCCUUACUUUCCUUUGUUCAUCCAGCUGACAUAGAAACAGUUCAAAAUCAAUUAGAAAAACUUGUGAUGGUAACAAAUGAACAAAAGGGUAAAAUAAAUUCAGAUAGGUGUUCAUUUUACUGUAGGAUUAGAGAAAGAUGUCAACCUCGUUCAGAAGUAGUAACUUACCAAUUAAUUCAUAUUGUUGGCCAUAUGACUUUAACAAUAGAUAAAAGUGAAAAUGAGAAUAAUUCUGUUUUGAAUCAAAUGAACUGUUUAUUCAAAGCAUUUGUUAGAGUAGUUCAUACAAGACCUUGCAAUGAAUUAUUACUCAAUGAUGCUAUUGAAGAUGAAUACGUCACACGUCAUAGCUUAGAUGGAACAAUCAUAUUUGCAGAUCACAGGCUCUCGACAAUUACUGGUCAUCUUCCCCAUGAAGUAUUCGGUAGAUCAGCUUAUCAUUAUAUUAUUGCUGAUGACAUUCCUGUUGCACUUUUUGCUCAUAAACUAAUGUUUGCCAAUAAUGUUGGAAGAGGCUUAAUAGUAUACCGAUUAAGAACUUCUAACCAAGGAAGAGUUUAUUUGAAGAGUUCAGGAUAUCUGCAAUAUGAUAAAUCAUCAUCAAAAAUUGAUCAUUUUGUCUGUGUUAACAAACUUCUCAGUGAUGAAGAAGGUGAAGAAGAAUUAAAGAAAUUUAUUGAACGCUUCACUCCACAUAUUCACAAUACUACAGUGCACUCUAUGUAUGAAUCAAUCUGUUCUGUUCAAACAUCAGGCAUGAUUGAAUCAAAUGGAAAAAGUGAAAAGGAACAGAAUAAUCACAUGGUAACUUUAGAAAAAAUGCCAGUUGUUACAGAAGAUAAAAGACAGGAAAGCCAGUUAAAUUUAACUCAAAAGAAAAGUCUUUCAGUUAAUAAUAAUAGAUCCUAUUGUUAUCUUGGAAUGACUACAAAUGGAAUAAAAUCAGGACAUCUUUCAAGUAUAUGUAAUAAUGAUUGUAAGAAACAGUCUAAUAUAGUUUCAAAUUGUGCAUAUGAUUUAAGUAGUAGAACUAUAAAUGGUUAUAGAAUCACAAACAGAACAGAUAAUACAAAAAGUACUGCUUCUCACAAAACACAGUUCUUUCAUUCAGAAAAGAAAAAUUAUGCACAUUCAGAAUGUAGCAGCAAUGAUGAUAAUGACAGUUCUUUAAGUGAUGAAUAUGAAAAUCAGUGUUCAAAACAACAUACUAAAAUAAAAUCAUCGUUAUCACCUAUUGACUGUUAUCAGUUAUACUCUAUAAAUCAGUUCGAUGUUAGAACUUCACCACAAUCAAAUUCUAGUCCAUCUAUAAAUGGUUUAUCUGAAAAUCAAUAUACUAAUGAUUCUAAUAAUUCUUCUGAAAAUCCUCCACCUUGUAAAGUCUUCAAAACAUUUACAGAAUCCAGCAACAAAGUAAAUUCAGAUUUGAAGGUACCUGUAAAGUCAUGGUUUUCUGAUAAUGAGUCUUCAAUGAUAAAAAACAACAACUGUAGUUAUGAUGGAAGUUUAAUACAAAGUAACAAUCACAUUGUCCAUCAAAAAUUAGAAUCCAAUUGCAGGCCGGAUAGUAAUGCUUCAAAAAGUUUUGCAGACAUUCUUUCCACUGGUAUUUCUACUAACAAUGGAUCUUGUAUAUCAGAACAUUCAGAUGUACAGUACUUUCACUGAAAAAUGACUAUCUUGCAUCAGAACUGUAAUCAUUAUAUGAUAUUUCAAAAGAAGAAUCUACCCAAAAUGUAACAAAUUUAAUUUGCUAUAAGUGAAUGAAACAGUAUCAAUGUAUUAAAUGAGAAGUUAUGAUGUUUCAUUAGAUAUGUAAACAGAAAAAAAAUUUGACAAUUUAUUUCUGCACAUAUAUCAAGAAUAAUAAUCUUCCUUCACAGUGAUGAUUGAUAAUCACUAUAAUCUGAAAUUGGAAACUUGCAAAAUUUUUUGGAAUUAAAAGAUAAGAAUUAGCUGGUCAUUUAGUUGUAUAGUUGGUACCAGCAAUUUUUGUUCUAUAAAUUAAUUUAUAGGCUGGGAUCAAUACAGAUAUAUCUGGUGCUCAUAUUCUCUGAAGCUGGAAUUCCUGUGUCAUUUACAGGAAUUUCUGGUAUUGGAUUGCUUUUAUGUAAUUGUCUUAUACACUAUUACAUACGUAAUGAUUCAUUAUUAUUAUUAUUAGAAAGUCAAUUAGAAAUUGGUAUCAAAAUUGUACCUGAUUAAAAUCCACAAUAUGGAAAUGUUUUAAAUUAGAAAUAAUUAUAACAAUUCAAGCUCACCAGAUAGAUAAAUUUAUGGCCAUGUGCUUAUUUUAUCAUAUAGCAUUUAUCUGUUUGGAAGCAUAUAAUAAAUAUUGUAUAUAAAAAUCCAUGUUUCAUAUUUUAUAUAUAAUGUGUGUCUAAACAUAUCAAAAGUUGAAUAGAUAAACUGCUAUAUUAGGUUAAAGAAUGAACUGGAAUAGUAAGUUGUUUCAUAUUUUGAAAUGACUUUAUUUACUGAAGAAAAAGUUGUAUAUAUAUCCAAAAUCAUAUUUAACUUCACUGUUGUAACACACAUUUUUCUGUAUAUUGCAAAAAAUUUCUCGCCAAAGACAUGAGAACUUGUAAAGAUAUGAGUAAAGUGAGUAUUUUUCCAUCUUUAAAGUAUGACAAAAUAUAGAAAUUAGAAAUAUUAAGGAAAAUAGAUAUAUGAAAAAUAUUUUAAAAAUAAGAUAUUUUUAAUGGAUAUGUGGAGAAAAUAAAUUAUAUAUAUAUAUUAUUCUGAAACUAAACAUGAACAAAUCUAUUCUAGUAUUUGAAAUAAAUUUUGUGUUGACAAUUAAAAUCUGAUCUGUUUGAUAAAAUCAUGGAGGUAGUUUUAAUUGGAAAUUUUCUUUAAGUUUUUUUUAAAUUUGUUUUUAAAGAAAGGAUUUAUUGAAUGUUAUAAAUUUUGAUAAAGUUAAUUUAAAGAUUCAAUUACGUAUAUCCAUUAUGUAUAUUAGAUGAUUAUAUUAGGUACAAAUUUACAAAAAGUUAUUUUUGCCAAAUUUUUUACAAAAUAGAUUGGAAAGUUUUUUUAAAGAAAAA